Dryobates pubescens (Downy woodpecker) is the source of this 645-nucleotide messenger RNA. RefSeq names its product peptidylprolyl isomerase like 3 (gene PPIL3). Gene Ontology annotation, cellular component: catalytic step 2 spliceosome. The transcript has 6 exons. NCBI's taxonomy places the organism in Eukaryota, Metazoa, Chordata, Aves, Piciformes, Picidae. The record is from RefSeq and is a predicted model, not a curated record. Gene Ontology annotation, molecular function: peptidyl-prolyl cis-trans isomerase activity. Gene Ontology annotation, biological process: protein folding; protein peptidyl-prolyl isomerization. Bases 156 to 641 code for a protein of 161 amino acids.
GCAUUUAUCUGGAGCUACUUGAAUGACACUGCAAAAACGCGAAUAUUUUAGUACCAAAAAGAAUUGCGGGUUGGUGGGGAAAAGCCAACAAUUUUCAUCUGUUUUCUUUGCAGGAAAUUGCUGUAUACAAAUCUAAAGCCUUUUGAUAAGCAGACAUGGCUGUCACACUGCAUACUGAUGUAGGAGAUAUUAAAAUUGAACUGUUCUGUGAGCGUACACCAAAGACAAGUGAAAAUUUCCUGGCUCUUUGUGCUAGUAACUACUACAAUGGAUGCAUAUUUCACCGGAAUAUAAAAGGCUUCAUGGUUCAGACAGGGGAUCCAUUAGGCACUGGAAAGGGAGGUAACAGCAUCUGGGGCAAGAAGUUUGAAGAUGAAUUCAGUGAAUACCUAAAGCACAGCGUCCGUGGGGUAGUUUCAAUGGCAAACAACGGUCCAAAUACCAAUGGAUCACAGUUCUUCAUCACUUACGGCAAGCAACCACACCUAGACAUGAAGUACACCGUGUUUGGAAAAGUUAUUGACGGCUUGGAGACUCUGGAUGAGCUGGAGAAGCUGCCUGUGAAUGAGAAAACCUACAGACCUCUUAAUGAUGUUCGCAUUAAAGAUAUUACAAUUCAUGCCAAUCCUUUUGCUCUGUAGCCAC